Acipenser ruthenus (sterlet) is the source of this 2501-nucleotide messenger RNA. RefSeq names its product sentrin-specific protease 3-like. Gene Ontology annotation, cellular component: nucleus. The transcript has 11 exons. NCBI's taxonomy places the organism in Eukaryota, Metazoa, Chordata, Actinopteri, Acipenseriformes, Acipenseridae. The coding region runs from base 62 to 1933 and encodes 623 amino acids. The record is from RefSeq and is a predicted model, not a curated record. Gene Ontology annotation, biological process: protein desumoylation. Gene Ontology annotation, molecular function: deSUMOylase activity.
GACGUGAUAAGGACGCGCGACGGAAGAGGCCUAGUUCGCAGUAAGAAGGCGCCAGAGUUCAAUGAAUGAGGCGGAUUUAAAGAAGCUUUUUUUAUUUAAACAAAAAGAAAUACAAAUCAAGGCAUUGCAGUGGUCCGGACCGAGCGGCAGAGGCGUGGUCACACCGCUGUCAGGGACGAUGCGAGACUGCGGCGCUGCGUUGGUGCGAAACCGUUGGAGGCCGGAGCUGGGAGCUGGGGGGGACAGCCUGCCCCGUGAGGGCACCCCGCGGCACCUCAAACACAGCGGGGCUGGAGGCAGGAGAGAGAGACUGAGGACAGAGCUCAGGAGCUGUUGGGGCUCCCCGUCAGGAAAGAGGGCGCCUCCCAGCGAGGUGCGGGCGCUGCUGGAGAGAGUCUACGAGGAGGAGGAGGAGGAGGAGGAGGAGGUGGAGGGAGACCAGGAGAGCGAGGGCAGUUGGGUUGAGGAGGCCAGCUCCCAGUUGGAGUUUGAACAGGACAGACCCUCUGCCUCUGCCUUGCCCAAUGGCCUCCUCCUCCCUUCUCCCAGGAAGGCCAGGCUGAGGCAGAGAAGGCGAGGGUUCAGCUUGCUUCUAUACUCCCGCAGCCACCUGCGCAGGUGGAAGAGGAGGCCGGUGAUGAGGCGCAGGAGACCCAAGAGGGGGCGCCUCUUCCACAGCCUGUCCCCCGGCUCUUCCUCCGGCGAGCCAGGCCCGGCCUUCAAGCGGUACCGAGGGACGGAGGAGGGAGGCGGCUGCACCAGCUGGGACUCUGAGCUCCUGAAUGGGGCCGCCACUGCCCUCCCCUCCUCCUCAUCCUCCACACAGCCCCUCCUGGGCUCUCUCCUGUCCCCGGAGGCCACUCUGUCUCUCUACCCGCCCUUUGAGGAGCUGCAGGGGGGCUGUGUCGGUGUGGGCAGGGGGCCGCAGGGGGAGCAGAGCUCUGGGGAAGACGCACAUCCAGUGAAUGGAUUCCCAGACCCAUCGCUCAGCCAGUCCCCUGAACUGGGCGGGAUCCAGAUCAGCCAGGUGUUCAGCAUCAGCGAAGCUGCGCAAGGACAGGGACCCCAAGAUCCACAGGAGCCCCCCCAGACACGAGAGAGCUCCCCGGGGAAAGAGAAAGUAGCAGGCAGCCUCACGGAGGAGCAUGUCACCUGUGUGCAAGGGAUCCUGGAUGAGAUGUUGCGGUGUUACGGCAGCAUGAUUCCUGUCCACGCUGAGGAGGUGGUGGAGAGGUUGCAGGAGAUUUUUCAGGAGAGCUUCAGCACCCCCCACAGGAAGACGAUGGUGCACCACCUAAUGCAGUCCUACCAGCGGAUGCUGGGCAAUUCGAUGGUACGAGGGUUCCGGGUGAACUACAAGCGACACGUCCUCACCAUGGACGACCUGAGCACGCUCUACGGGCAGAACUGGCUCAACGACCAGGUGAUGAACAUGUACGGGGACCUGGUAAUGGACACGGUGCCUGAGAAGGUUCACUUCUUCAACAGUUUCUUUUACGACAAACUGAGAACGAAAGGCUACGACGGGGUAAAGAGAUGGACGAAAAACGUGGAUAUCUUCAAGAAGUCUCUGCUGCUGAUCCCCAUUCACCUGGAGGUGCACUGGUCCCUGGUGUCUGUGGACGUGCCCAAACGCACCGUCACCUACUUCGACUCCCAGCGCACACUCAACAGACGUUGCCCCAAGCACAUUGCAAAGUACCUUCAAGCAGAGGCCCUCAAGAAAGACAAGCCUGAUUUCUGCGACGGCUGGAAGGGAUUCUUCAAAAUGAAUGUGGCCAGGCAGAACAAUGACAGCGACUGCGGCGCCUUCGUUCUUCAGUACUGCAAAUGUCUGGCGUUAGGAGAGCCCUUUGGUUUCACCCAGCAGGAUAUGCCCAAGCUCAGAAAGCAGAUCUACAAAGAAUUGUGUCAUUGUAAACUGACCCUGUGAAGAGAGUGGGCCAACAGGCAUCUCUGCCAUCAACCAACCAACCAACCAACCAACCACACGCACACAAGACUUCUGUUUUUCUUCUUUUUUUGUCUUUGUGGUAAAGAGAGGCCAUGCAGAAACGAAGGCAGAGGUACAGGCCUGUGUGCUAGGUGGCCAUCUAAAUUCAAACCCAGAGUGACACAACUGUACAGUGGAUUUAUAUCUAACGGGACAACCAUGAUCUCUCUCUCUCUCUCUCUCUCCUCUCUCUCUCUCUCUCGCUCUCCUAUCUCUCUCUCUCUUGCUCUCGCUCUCUCGCUCUCUCUCUUUCUCUCUCUCUCUCUCCUCUUUAGUAGCAGAAACAGCAGCAUUGUCCACGAACUCUAUUGAAGGAAUUAUUAGAUUCUAACUUGGUAGGACUUUUUUUUUUUUUUUGUUCGUUUUUUUUGUUUUUUUUUACUUUUUAUUGUCAUUUUCAUUUUAUUUAAAUGUUGCUGGAUAAUGUUCAACUGCAAAGUGUUUUGUAUAUAAAACAUGUGGGUUAAUAAAAAUUGAAAACGAAAAAAAAAAAAGGCAACUAAUGUAC